AACAGUGAAUUGUAAUACAUUUAGGUACAUAAUUGAGAGGCUUUUAAAUAAGAGUCCAAAUGAAUGUAACAAUAUUGUUAUGUCGGGUGUGUUUGCCAUUUCACAAAGUUAAUUGAGCAACAUGCAGUUGGCAAUAAAAAUGUGCAGUACGUGUAUAUUGUGAUUCGUUUACGUAAUGGGGAAACGAGUGUCCGAGAGCGAGUGUAGUGGUGCGUGUAAGUGGUCUAGAUAGCCCCUCCCCUCCCCCUGCCGGCUGCGAGAGAGACCUUUCUCCGCUAGCCUGCCAGUGACACAGUGACCGUGUUACCGCAGGGCCUAUGCCAUGCACCAGUACGGUGUCGUCGUGCCGCUACUGGCCGUGUUGUGUCUGAUACCACCGUUACAAGCGCAAACCACAAGCGCCGACUCGAAUCUGUCGUUUGCUGAAAACGUCUACAUUAAACUAUCCGGUGCAUGUAGAGCAAUUAUGGAUCUUCGGUACAGUUCGAUGAAUGUGAAUAAUGAACUAGUUAAAAUAAUGAAAAUUGUUUGGCUCAAUGGGAACGAGAUGAAGACAUAUCCAAUCGAUCAAUCGUUCAAAGCCUUGACAACGGGUUUAAUGUUUGAUAUCACUAAACAGACCAAGGUAAUCAUCCACGGCUAUAGAGAUAGCUCUCAGUCUCAAGUGCCACUAGACAUGGCUAGAGCGUACAAUGAAAAAGCUAUGUUUAAUGUUAUAAUGGUCGACGCAGAAGAACUGAUUAAUAAGGGUUAUAUAUUUUCUGUACACAACUCUCGUUUGGUUGGAAAACGGCUCGCUAAUCUUUUGGCCAAUUUGGAAAAGUUCGGAGCUAAUUCGGAGGAUUUUCAUCUUCUCGGCAUCAGUCUUGGGGCGCACAUCGCCGGAUGGGCGGGGAAGUAUUUUCGACGGUACAAAGGCCGUAAUUUGGGCCGCAUUACUGGAUUAGAUCCAGCCGGCCCAUGCUUCACGUACGCUUAUGCUGACCAGAGAUUGGACAAAUUGGACGCGAACUAUGUUGACGUGGUGCAUUCAAAUAGACUAGUACAAGGUGUAAUCGAACCGCUGGGUCACGCAGACUUUUAUGUUAAUGGCGGAGGCCCGAACCAACCAGGCUGUAUGUCACCGUCGUGCAGCCAUUUGCGCGCGGCUCAACUAUACACAGAAAGUAUCAGAAGCCCAAAAACUAUAGUUGGAGUUAAAUGUGUAAACUGGCAAUCUUUUAUAGUCAACAAAUGCGAGGAUAAUGAUUUCGCAGUGCUAGGUUACGGAUCAUCGUCCACAACUCGCGGUUUGUACUACCUGCGAACCUCCGCUAGUGCUCCCUUUGGACUCGGUAUGAGUGGAGCUAAAAAUGUAAAAGUGAAGGAAGAUACUUGGUUAGCAAGUUUAAAUUUAACAUAAUUUCGGUUGACUGGUGGUUCAGGUUUGUUAAAAUCUGCUGUAUGUUGUUGCCAUAUUGUUUUUAAAUGUUGAUUUACUUAUCAAAAAAACUUUUUUAAUACUAA
Molecule: messenger RNA, 1506 nt
Organism: Cydia pomonella (codling moth)
Lineage: Eukaryota; Metazoa; Arthropoda; Insecta; Lepidoptera; Tortricidae
Product: phospholipase A1 2-like
Exons: 2
Coding region: 323-1402 (359 amino acids)
Biological process (GO): lipid metabolic process
Molecular function (GO): lipase activity
Source: RefSeq, a predicted model, not a curated record